Molecule: messenger RNA, 1525 nt
Organism: Fusarium verticillioides 7600
Lineage: Eukaryota; Fungi; Ascomycota; Sordariomycetes; Hypocreales; Nectriaceae
Exons: 4
Coding region: 95-1369 (424 amino acids)
Molecular function (GO): FAD binding
Source: RefSeq, a predicted model, not a curated record
CUUGCACUUACUACAAUUGUAAUCAAGUAUCCACGUCGAUAGCACAUUUAGGCUUCACUGUAGUCUUGCAGACUUCACCCAGCGCUUCACGAUCAUGGACUCAUCUUUAGAUCGACCAUUCAACAAGAUCAUUAUCGUCGGUGCAGGUCCCUCCGGUCUGCUACUGGCUCUUCUGCUUGCCCAGAAAAACAUCCCCUCUGUGGUACUAGAGUCGUGGCCGCAUCUUGACACCCGUCUACGAGCAACGCAGUAUGGAGUCCCCGCCACCCGCGUCUUCCGUCGCGCAGGCAUACUUGAUGACAUUCGCAAAGCCAGUAUCGCAAGGUUCCCGAGCAUUUGCUGGAGACGCGUCUCAGACCACGAGAAGCUGAUUAGCCUGGACCUAUCACUUGUUGAAGAUGAUCCCGAUCGCAUGACAAUCUUACCUCUUGGCGAGAUCAUACAAAUCCUAUACCGACAUUGCCUUGAGAGAGGAGAGGGACUUAUCGACGUCAGGUUCAAUCACGAGGUCACAGAUGUCGGCCAGGAUGACAAUUCUGCCUAUGUUGACGUCAACAUUAAAGGCGAGGGGGGUUCAGAAAAUGCUCGUAUCACUGCUGACUACGUCGUGGGAUGCGACGGAGCAUCUAGUGCUGUCAGACGCUCAUUGUUCGGAAGAGAAUGGCCUGGCCAGACACUACCGUAUCGAUUUGUUGUUCAGAAUGUCUACUACGAUGGCUUCCAGAAGCAUAAUUGGGACGGUGGAAAUUACAUGGUCGACAAUGAUCACUGGGGCCUGAUUGCUCGCAGAGGAAAGGGGGGCUUAUGGCGUGUCACCUACGGAGACCCAGUCACGGGCUUGACAGACGAAGAGUACCUGGCCCGUCGACCUUCACACAUGAAAGCAAUGCUCCCAGGACAUCCUGACCCAGAACAGUACCGAAUCGAACACACCAACAUAUACAACAUACACAAUCGUUGUGCUGAGAGCUUCAAGGUCGGUCGUGUCAUUUUAGCCGGUGAUGCAGCGCAUGUUUGCAACCCUAUGGGAGGAUAUGGUUGCAUGACUGCUGUGUUGGACGUCGGUGGUCUGGCAGAUUGCUUCAUCGGAUAUUACCACGGGCUGGCGGACGAGGAUAUCCUUGACAAGUAUGCAGAGGUCCGACGGGAUAUCUUUGUCAGAUAUGUUGAUCCACGAUCGAUCAAGAAUCUCAAUCGCGUGGCGAGAUCUGAUCCUCAGACGGUCUUGGAAACAGACAAGUUCUUCGGUAUUCUUAAGGACCUACAACAGGAUGGCAAUGACAUGAGGGCGUUUCUGUUGAAAGUGUCCAGUAUCGAACAUGAUUUCACGAAGCAUUACAAGAGCAAUCAGAACCGGCUAGUUCUAUGAUCGUCUACAGCAUCGUAGUAACUUUAACACGCACAUUCAUCUGUUGCAAAUCCACCAAUCAAUUUAUCGUAUUUGUUCCUCUUAAACAGAAUGCAUGUAGCUACCUGACCUUUAAUACAAACCCACAGCUCUCAAAGACUCGCUAUGCUAUCCCAA